UCGGCGGCCGGGUUGGCAGUGGCAGCGUUCGUGUGCUUGGGUGUGAAUCGUCGAGGGAGGAGGCGGUGGAGGAAGAGGUGGCGGCGGUGGCGGUGGUCGUAGCGGUGGCGGAGGAGGCGGGUACGAAUCAGCUGCGGGCGGAGACAUGGCCAACAUCGCGGUGCAGCGAAUCAAGCGGGAGUUCAAGGAGGUGCUGAAGAGCGAGGAGACGAGCAAAAACCAAAUUAAAGUAGAUCUUGUAGAUGAGAAUUUUACAGAAUUAAGAGGAGAAAUAGCAGGACCUCCAGACACACCAUAUGAAGGAGGAAGAUACCAACUAGAGAUAAAAAUACCAGAAACAUAUCCAUUUAACCCCCCUAAGGUCCGGUUUAUCACUAAAAUAUGGCAUCCUAAUAUUAGUUCCGUCACAGGGGCUAUUUGUUUGGAUAUCCUGAAAGAUCAAUGGGCAGCAGCAAUGACUCUCCGCACGGUAUUAUUGUCAUUGCAAGCACUACUGGCAGCUGCAGAACCAGAUGACCCACAAGAUGCAGUAGUAGCAAAUCAGUACAAACAAAAUCCUGAAAUGUUCAAACAGACAGCUCGACUUUGGGCACAUGUGUAUGCUGGAGCACCAGUUUCUAGUCCAGAAUACACCAAAAAAAUAGAAAACCUAUGUGCUAUGGGCUUUGAUAGGAAUGCAGUAAUAGUGGCCUUGUCUUCAAAAUCCUGGGAUGUAGAGACUGCAACAGAACUGCUUCUGAGUAACUGAGGCAUAGAGAGCUGCUGAUAUAAUCAAGCUUGCCCCUUCUUGAGGAGCAUCAACAUCUGUUAUUUUUAGGAUUCUGCAUAGAUUUCUUUUAACUGGCAUUCUUGCCUAAUGAUGUUACCUAGGCACCAUUGGAGACUGAAAAAAAAAAAUACUGCUCUGUAAAUAAAGCUAAUUAAACAUCUGUGUAAAUUUAAAAAGGGGAAAUACUUUAAUUUUUUUUUCUUACUUAAUAGUGUAAAAAUUCCUUGCUAAGCUAAAACCAUGGAAAAAACAUGCUACUUUAGUGUUUAGCAGUGUACCAAGACUAGCAAGAGUUUGCUUCAGGAUUUCAUUGAAUAAUUAGGAUAAUGUUUUGAGUGUGUCAGGACCAUUCAUAUUGUUGGUGUUGCAUCACAGCUACCUUAACUGUUUUUAACAUGGAUCCUCUGUGCCUGUGAAUUUACUUGCAUGCUUGUAUACUUGACUUCUUAGGAAGGGUAGCUGAAAAGACCACCAUUUUAAGCAUUUGAUAAUUCUCAAAUGAGAUUUAUCCAGAAUUGAAGAUGGUGACCUGUUCAGAGCCUUUUAGUCCUUGUCAACAGACUGGGACACCAUGUGUAUUUUUCCCCUCUUAUCACACAUAGCUAAUAUUCUAAUAGUAAAUUUCUCUAUAUUUGGUGGGAAAAUGUGCCAAGGGACCGUAUCCCUUGCUCCAUUUUUCGGUUGGCCAUUUGGAAUGUUUUGUCACAGCUUUUCACUCUUAGAGCUUUCCUAAUUAAGCAAGUAAAAAUGGAGCUGCCAAUUUUGUUUCUUUUGCAAAAACAGUAAAUAUUUGAUGUUGCAGUAUUCCCAAGACUUAAUGACAGAACCCAACUUAAUUUUUCAGUGAAUUUGACAUCUUUCUAUUUUUAAACUGAUGAAAUUUUUCUUUGAGAACUUGCAAGGGUGAAAUCAUCUGUUAGCAGUUUUUUUUAAGACUGAUUUUGCCUUUAUGGUGAUUGCUUUAUCAUAUACUUUGAAAGUCACUCUUGCUUGCAUUUCCCCCUAUUGACCCAUGAAAGCUGUGUUGGUGUUUUACUGUACAUACUCCAGAUGCACAUAGGGAUAGAUGUGUGUUAUAAAUCUAGCUUUCUUUAUGAUGUUUCUGAUAAUAUGAGAAUUGAAAACUUAACCUUCUCUUGUACAUAGUCAGACUUUCUAUUCGUAUUAAAGUUACAUUUCAUUUUAAGUUCAAAAGUUUGAAACUUCCUAGUUUUGCAAGCUCAAACACUAAUGUGACCAUUUUACUAAAGUUGAGAUGGGCUUAUGCAGGCAGUUUCUAUACAUAGAAAUACAGUUCUUAUAAAUUUUCAAGACCAAUGCAAAAAUAACAAAAAUGUAAUGGGAUCAGAAUGAAUUAAAGUAAGGUGUAUAUUCAAAGUCA
Molecule: messenger RNA, 2150 nt
Organism: Manis pentadactyla (Chinese pangolin)
Lineage: Eukaryota; Metazoa; Chordata; Mammalia; Pholidota; Manidae
Gene: UBE2K
Product: ubiquitin conjugating enzyme E2 K
Exons: 7
Coding region: 146-748 (200 amino acids)
Biological process (GO): protein polyubiquitination; proteasome-mediated ubiquitin-dependent protein catabolic process
Cellular component (GO): nucleus
Molecular function (GO): ubiquitin conjugating enzyme activity; protein binding
Source: RefSeq, a predicted model, not a curated record